Messenger RNA from Gambusia affinis (western mosquitofish), 3796 nucleotides. RefSeq names its product lipase, member Ia (gene lipia). The record is from RefSeq and is a predicted model, not a curated record. The coding region runs from base 187 to 1548 and encodes 453 amino acids. Gene Ontology annotation, biological process: lipid metabolic process. The transcript has 11 exons. Gene Ontology annotation, molecular function: lipase activity; carboxylic ester hydrolase activity. NCBI's taxonomy places the organism in Eukaryota, Metazoa, Chordata, Actinopteri, Cyprinodontiformes, Poeciliidae.
UGAGCAUAAUAACCCUAAGGAAGGGGAGUGGUUAUCUCUGAGACAAGUUGCCACCUCUCACUUCCUGGAGUAAAUGCUUUUCAAAUAUAUGGAGAUCAAAACAGAGCAGCACUCUGAACCUCUGAAUCUUUGGCACAGCUCUCCAGAGAACACCACACCUAAAGAUUUCACUUGCUGCAGCUGAACAUGUUUCUGUGGUCUUGUCUGACACCUUUCCUGCUGAUAACAGUUCAACUAUGCAAAGGAUCCCCAGACCAAAGAUGUGAGGAAUUCACAGAUCUAGACUUAACUCAUGCCCUCAUCGGCACAAGCCUCAGAAUCAGGCUGCUGCUUUACACCAGGCACAAUGACAGCUGUGGGGUGGUCCUGUCCCACACCAACCUGGCAGAGCAUCCCGAGUUUAACAUGUCCAACCCCACCACCUUCAUCAUCCAUGGCUAUCGGCCCACAGGAUCUCCCCCGAUAUGGUUGAGCAACUUCACAAAGAGGCUGUUGGCCAGGCAAGACAUGAAUGUUGUGGUAGUGGACUGGAACUCUGGGGCUGCUAAUGUUAAUUAUUUUAAGGUGGUUGAGAAAACAUACAAAGUGGCAGACAGCCUCACCGCUUUCAUUAAAAUGAUGCAGGAGCACGGCACUUCUCUAAGUGCGAUUCACAUGAUUGGAGUCAGUCUUGGAGCCCAUAUUUCCGGUUUUGUGGGAGCAAAUCUUAACAGUUCAAUCGGAAGAAUAACAGCUCUUGAUCCUGCCGGACCUACGUUCACUGGCAAACCUCCAGAAAUGCGACUGGACCAGACAGACGCUCAGUUUGUUGAUGCGCUGCACACAGACAUUGACUUUCUGGGCUUCAGGGCACCAUUGGGCCACAUUGAUUUCUAUGCUAAUGGAGGAACAGACCAGCCUGGCUGUGCGAAGACUGUGCUAUCACGUGACUACUUCAAAUGUGACCACCAGAGGUCUGUGUUGCUUUUCUUGGACACUAUAUAUGAGGCAUGCCCCAGUCCAGCAUUCCCCUGUUCCUCCUAUGAAGAUUUUCUGGAUGGAAGAUGCAUGAGCUGUGACCACUUUGGUGAAGCUGGUUGUCCUGUCUUUGGCUACGAAGUUAUACGGUGGAAGGAUGUCCUCAGUCAACUGAGCCAAACAAAGUACUACUUUAACACAAACUCAGACUCUCCAUAUUGCUUGACAAACUACAGAGUAGAUGUGAUGAUUUGGAAUCAGAAGGCACAGAAGGGAUACAUGGAUAUUAAAAUCAGCGACGGUGUUAAUGAGGCAGUGGCAAUCAUUGAACAUAAAGCAACACAGUUCAUGAAGGACACAGAGAUCACAAUGCUUGCUAUGUUCAAUAGAAACAUUCAGUCAGUGAAAAAAGUCUCUAUCAAAUACUACUCUGGAGUGGGGUGUAAUUCCAAAGGCAAGCUUCGGGUUCUGAGAAUCCGUUUCACACCCCUGGAUCGCAAAAAGAAGCCUCUUUGUCGUUACGACAUUCUUCUUGUUAAUAAGAAAGAGUUCACAUUCAGGCCUAUUCCAUGUGAAGAAACCUCGUCCUGAAAUCAAGCUGAAACCUCAAUCAAGAACUUUCAUGAGGAAGAGUCCUCUGGUUCCUCAGUUUCUUUAGGACGGGUUGGAAAAUUAAUAAGGAUCCCAAAUGAAAAGGCACCAACUGGUCAGUCAAGUUUUCUAAAAAAAAAAAAAAAAAAAUAGAAAUGUGUCAUAUUCUGAAAACUGUAUAUUUGUUUCAAAGAAAAAAAAAGGUACAUAGUUGUAUAGGAUGUGUAUAAAUAUUUCAUAUAAAGAAAAACUGGACUACAUUUAUAUUUCAAUUUUUAAAAGUCAAACUAAAUACAUUUUUAUUUUCUCAGUAAAAAUAUCUGGCCUCUGAGUUUUAUUUACAUUUUUUUAAUAAUAUUUUGUAUUAAGUAAAUGUUUCUUCGUUUCAUAUGUUUGCCUUUGAUAACUUCACCAGGAUUAUAACUUCGUAUUAGGAUGCCACUGACUGACACUGAUUGACAGAUAAGCUGCUGGUAGCGCAUCAGAAAAACUAUUUCAGUCCAGCUUUCUUCAGCAUCAAUGCUGGUUUAACUUCAGAACUUUCGCUGUUUCAGCUUAUGAUGCCAAAAAUAUUUUUCUGUGUUUGAAUGAAUACAUUUAUUUGUUCUUGCUACAACCAAAAAUAUAAUAAGCAUCUUCCUCACAUCACAACAUUGGUUACAUUAGCAAAGAAAUAAAUGAGCUGCUCAGGUUCAGCCCAAAAGACAAAUGUAUCAUGCAACUUGCUUUGGAUAAAUGUGCUCAAACUUGAAUACUUCCUGGAAUGAAACAUCCUAAUCAAGACUUUUUGUCCCCAAAACCAAUUUGAGCCAUUUCAGAUCAGACAUUCGCUGAUAACUAAGAAAUGUGUGUUUCCUCAAAAUUUUUUAUCUUGUAACAAUAAAAAAAAGGAAAAACGUGCAUAACCCUCUUUAGCCUAGUCACCAAUGUGAUCACACACUCCUGUGGGAUGGUAUGGAAUUCUAUUCCAGUAUUUUUCACAAGUUAACCAAUGUGUUUGUAUAUUGAUUGGUUGAAUCACAUGGUAUUACAGUAUGAUCAAUUACUCACUACUUGAGUAAACCUUUUAUUUUUACUUGAGUGAAAAUAUGUUGAAAUAGUGCUGCUCCUUACUCAAGUACACUCUGUGGGUACUCUACCCAACUUUGUCCACAAGUGUUCACAAGUGGCCUGGCCAUUCCAUCCUUUCUACUCUCAAAUUUUGGAUGUUGCCCCUCUGAUAAAUCCCACUCCCAGGAAGUGAGUAUUGACAUAUUGUAGGAUAAAAUUUAUUCCCUAAAAUGGGAUUGUCACUGCUUAUAUUGUAAAAUCUCUCUGCAUUGAGAUUGUCCCCAAUAUGUCAGGCUCAACCCAAAAACUCAGUUUGUAGGAUGAGAAUCAGUGUGAAAAAACAAAGAAAUAUUCAAAGUGGACACAAAUUUGCCUAAUUUUUGUGUCAAAUAUUCACUCAGGUUAAGAAAAUCAAAUCGUGCGCGUGCAUAAAAAUCCAGUAUCUUUUGUGUCCCACUUUAGUGGCACUGUCUGUCAUUUUCUUGAGUAACAUAUUUAUUUUCCAAACAGGAAUUUCUGGAGGACAGCCUCAUUAGGCAAAUCCAACAUAGAGUUAACUGGCAUGUAAAGCUACUUCAGUCUUCUGACAGCUUGCCACCUAAAACGUGAUUAUAUUUAAAAUUUGUUUGCCUACUGUCUUCAUUAAAGUUAUGCCUUGCUCCCAGUUUGGUCAAAUGUUAGGCUAACAUUAGCAUGUUUAUUCUCUGGUUUAAUAUGACUUGAUAGUACUUUGGUUGUAACAUAUUUCAAUCCAGUUUCAGCUGGUCAAAACGUAGCCAUGAAGCAAUCUGGGAGUUGAUUUUAGCCAGGGAUUAUAAUUUCAAUCAAUUUUAAAAAGCCUUUAUUUGGGCACCACCUAGAUCCCUGAGACUGGAUUGAGACAUUUCAGCAAUGACUCAGUGUUUUAUAUGCACUUUGUAACCUUAUUCAACUGCCUAACUGAGACUUGGAGUGAAUCAACCACCUCAGAGAUACUUUUAAUAAUAAGCUGUCCAUUGAAAAAGAUUAUUUUCAUGUUCAGUUUCUUUAGAAAGUUAGAUAAAGCAUAUGUAACAACAGAAGCCCUUGCCCUUGAUCCAGUCCUUCUUGUUCAUUUCGACAUGUGCUUCUUCAUCCGCUGGAUUUCCAUCUUAAUCAAAGAAAGACACAGUAACAGAUAUCAGAUAUUAUUACUUCAAACCUAAUCUCAGUUUUAAAA